Oryza brachyantha (malo sina) is the source of this 1162-nucleotide messenger RNA. RefSeq lists its product as uncharacterized. The transcript has 10 exons. The record is from RefSeq and is a predicted model, not a curated record. NCBI's taxonomy places the organism in Eukaryota, Viridiplantae, Streptophyta, Magnoliopsida, Poales, Poaceae. The coding region runs from base 168 to 875 and encodes 235 amino acids.
GUGCCCGCACGUUUCGUCGUCCUCGCGCUCCAACCAUCCGGCCCAUUCUCUUCCUCUCGACCAGUUCGAACGGUUUUCGAUUUCCUCGUGUUUUCCUUGUCACUUCUUUUCUCUCCCCCCAUUUCCCUCGAGGACGCGGCGGCGGCAGAUCUGCGGCGAGGAGGAGGAUGGUGAACGUGAACUGGGAGCUGCAGGGCUGCUGCGACCACAACCAGGUGGUGUUCAUAGCCGCCAUCGGCGUCUCCACCGUCCUCAUCCUCCUCCUGUGGAGGACGUUCCUGCUCACGCCCUUCAAGCUCAUCACCGUCUUCCUCCACGAGACCAGCCACGCGCUCGCUUGCAAGCUCACCUGCGGAGAUGUUGAGGGCAUGCAGGUCCAUGCUAAUGAGGGUGGUGUUACUCAAACUCGGGGUGGCAUAUAUUGGAUAAUCUUGCCUGCUGGAUAUCUGGGUUCAUCAUUUUGGGGAAUGGUCUUUAUACUGGCUUCCACAAAUCUCCUCACUACAAGAAUUGCAGCGGGUUGCUUCAUUCUUGCAUUAAUUGUCGUUCUUUUUGUUGCUAAAAAUUGGUUUCUUCGCUGGCUCUGCAUUGGAUUCAUCGUAUUCAUUGCUAUUGUCUGGGUCAUACAAGAAUUUACAAAAUUCCAUAGUCUGAAGUAUGUAAUUUUAUUCAUAGGUGUGAUGAAUAGCUUAUUUUCAGUCUAUGAUAUCUAUGAUGACUUGAUAUCACGAAGAGUCCAUUCAAGCGACGCUGAGAAAUUCGCUGAAAUCUGCCCAUGUCCUUGCAAUGGUGUUGCAUGGGGUGUCAUAUGGGGCUUCAUCUCAUUUAUCUUUCUUUGUGCAUCGAUAUACCUUGGACUGGUUAUAUUGUCUUGAGGAUUCCGAUCUUCCAUGUACCAUUUUGGUAUGAGAACCAAGUCAAGCUGGGCCCUUCUGUAUUUACCUUGCUCUGGAUGUUGGUUCCAGCUUGUAUUGAUCUCGUGAGUUGUAGGAAGUUCAUACAAACGGCAAUCAGUUUAUGCCAAUUGGAGUUGAUUGGAUAGGGAUUAAUCAUUCGACUAUUCCAUUUAGUGCUUCUGUAGAUAAUUCGGCCUAUAAUUUGUCUUCAUAGUUGAUAGCUGUCAUUCAGUACUAUCUCAUCUCAUAUAGAAAUUUAUUCAGCA